UAAAAGACAAUUCCGUUUCCGUUUAAACGUCAACGCCAAAUUUGUCAAUUUUUGUUAUAAUUUACUGAUUUUGUUACCGAUAGAAAAUAAAUACGAACGAUUAAAAUUCUAAAAUUUAGUAUUUAUCGUAGACUACACCUAUUUCAAGAUGCCACGAGGUAAAUACACUAACCACAAAGGACGCAACCGAAAGUUCACCAGUCCAGAAGAGUUAGAAGAACAACGGAAACAAGAAGAACUGAAAAAAAAAUGGAGAAAAGAACAUGGAGGUGAUAGUUCAAGUGAAGAAGAAUCAGCUGAAGAAAAGUCUGGGUCUGGUAGUGAAGAGAGUGACUCAGAGGAUGAUGCACCUGUAAAAGCAAAGGGUGUUUCAGGCCUCAUCGAAGUAGAAAAUCCUAACCGUGUAGUAAAGAAAAAUAAAAAAUUAUCUAAUCUGGAUAAUUUAGGAGAAGGCGAGAAACCUCAGUUAUCAAGACGUGAGCGUGAAGAAAUAGAACGUCAGCGGGCCGCUGCUGCGUAUCAGAAAGCACACGCGGAAGGCAAAACAGAGCAGGCGCGAGCAGACUUGGCGCGAUUAGCUAUCAUCCGACAACAACGGGAAGAAGCCGCGAAGCGUCGAGAAGCCGAGAAAAAAGCCAAGGAGGAAACUCCUAAAAAACGGUAAACAAUGUCCUGUUAAUAGACUGCAAGCAUAUUGUUUUUGCUGUUAACAUGCUCAUACUCAGGCUAGGUCAAGCUUUCAAAAUCACAGUUAGAAUUAAGAAUUCUCGUUUUCUUUAAAUUCAUGCAUAAGGAAUUGUCAGUUGAUAUUGUCGCAUAAUAAACUUAAUAAAUAUUUAAAAUAAAAUCAGUUUUGAAAUGCUUUCCUGGCGGUGAUUAUACAUGUGUGAAAUUCGAUGUAAAAGUUUUUUUUUUUUUAUUUUAAAUCUUUUUUCGUUCAAUCAAAUACAUGCAUUAAACUGUCUUAAUGGUAUCGACUUAUAUUUUAAAAGAUUGCAAUUUAUAUUGUAUGUUUUAAAUAAUCAACAUAAAUUUAGAUAGAAGGUUAAAUUGCCAUAACUUGAAGAUUAUUGAAUUCUGAGUGGUUGAAUGUUCUAAAAUGGUAUUAAAGUAAGUAUUCUUUUGCAUUGAAGUGAGCGAGUAACAGAGAGUCAAUUUGUUUAAAAAGUAGACUUUUAUAUAUUCUUUUUAAUCAUAUGUAGACAAUUAAUUAAAAUGCACGAGAUUCUGUUAUAGAUUAAUCAUCUGGGGGAAUUGUACUAUAAUUCUCACGAUCUAACAUUUACCGAUAAUUUGCCAUAGGUAGUAACCAAAAAUUUUAUAAAUAUCUCUGGUUUAUUUUUUUAAUAAUAAUUCACUUAUCUGUGGCAAUUGUCAAUGUGUACAUGUGAAUUUAAUUGAUUUUUUUAAUGUCAACAUCUUUGUUUUAUUAUUAACACUUAUUUCUCAUAAUUAGAAAGUUCAUUUAUAUGUUGUAAUGAAAUUAAAUAAUUAUACUAUAUAUAUAAUAUAAGUAUUUAUUUAACAAAUAUAAAAAGGGUAUAUUGAAUUUAUAUUUUCAAUUCCACCAGAAUGUACCUAAGUAAAUGAAUUUUAUGUAUGUAUUUUGCUUAGGUCUAAUUGUUAGAUAGUCUCACUAGGCAAUUUUUAUAUGCAAACAUGUAUCUGUAAAAAUAAAAGUUGAAAAUGA
Molecule: messenger RNA, 1690 nt
Organism: Galleria mellonella (greater wax moth)
Lineage: Eukaryota; Metazoa; Arthropoda; Insecta; Lepidoptera; Pyralidae
Product: 28 kDa heat- and acid-stable phosphoprotein-like
Exons: 6
Coding region: 149-664 (171 amino acids)
Cellular component (GO): cytosol
Molecular function (GO): RNA binding
Source: RefSeq, a predicted model, not a curated record